AUGGCAGCCCUACUCUCUUUUCUGGGUGCUUCUGCGCUCGUCUCCUCAACUGCCGCUCUCCCAGUCAGCCGACAAGCCUCAAUAUGGCAAGGGCUGAGCUCGAAGAUCACCCACGUCGUCUACCUGAUGAUGGAGAACCACUCGUUCGACAACAUCGCCGGAUUUUGGGACUUCAACGACAUUGACAACCUGCGCAACAUCAAUUUCUGCAACGAGUUCACCAACCCGAACUGGACAGUGUGGGAUGAACCCCUGCUGAUCUGUGCCGGCAAGUACGAGGCUGAAGUGCCCCUGAAGGACCCCGACCACAACUUCGCGGGCACCAGCUACGAGAUCUACCGCAAAUGGCAGCCAACGGCGGACGAUAUCCCGGACAUGUCAGGUUUCAUCGAGAGACAGUCUGAAAAGUACAACGCAACACCGGGAGAUUCCUCGUUUGUGAUCAAGGCCUAUGACCCCAAAAUGGCCACCACUCUCUCGACCUUGGCCCAAAACUAUGCAUUCUGGGACACCUACUUCGCCGAGCACCCGGGCCCGACUAACCCUAAUCGCCAAUUCGCAACCUCAGGUUCUACCUGCGGUUACGUGGACAACACCGACCAGGCCGCCGGCUGGUUCAGCAACACCACGGGCACCAGCUGCACGCCGUCCAUUUUCGAGGCCCUCUCGAACAAGAACAUUUCGUGGAAGAACUACUACGAGACCGACAUCAUCGACGCGCAUAUGUACAAAUGGGUCCAGGACAACGCCAUGGAUCGCCUCGUGCACGCCGACCAGUUUUACAAGGACCUCGAGAACAACGAGCUCCCCCAGUUCUCCUACAUCAACCCAGAGUGCUGCACCAUCGAUUCCAUGCACCCGACCAGCAAUAUGGCCGCGGGAGAGAUGAUGAUCAAGCAUCUCUACGACGCGCUGCGUAACUCUUCGUACUGGGAUAAUUUAAACUUCGACGAGCACGGAGGAUUCGCCGACCACGUCCCUCCUCCCGUGGGCGUGCCGGCGCCUGCUGACGGCAUCACCUUCUCAGGCAUGUCUGACGGGCACAACGUCACGUACGACUUCACGCGGCUGGGCGUGCGCGUUCCGGCCUUUGCCAUCUCGCCGUGGAUUCCGCCCAACACGCUCAUCCACGACCAGGGGACCACGUACGCCGAGAACUCGGCCUACACGCACUCGUCGAUCCUGCACUUUUUGCAGGAGCUGUGGGGUCUCGAAGGGCUAAACAACCGCGUCCAGUGGGCCAAGACGUUCGAGCACAUCUUCGCAGACACCCCGCAGGAGGGCGGUGGCUUGGUGAGCCUGCCCAGCCCGGUCUGGCACGGCGGCUUUGGCCAGCCCGAGCCCGAUGCCUUUUAUCUCUUGAACCAGGACGAGAGUUACUAUGCCAAUUUGGAUUGA
Molecule: messenger RNA, 1398 nt
Organism: Fonsecaea pedrosoi CBS 271.37
Lineage: Eukaryota; Fungi; Ascomycota; Eurotiomycetes; Chaetothyriales; Herpotrichiellaceae
Exons: 2
Coding region: 1-1398 (465 amino acids)
Biological process (GO): phospholipid catabolic process
Molecular function (GO): hydrolase activity, acting on ester bonds
Source: RefSeq, a predicted model, not a curated record